AUGCGAUUCAAUCUGGCUAGAUUCGUCCAUAAGCGUGUUGUAUUCUCAAAUGGCGAUAUCGGGGUGUCAUCUCAACUUGAAGAGUUUCUUCGGGGUGAUAUUUCUCUCUUCGAUAACCUAAACCCAUACUGCGCCAUCCGAUCUGCUACUUUCUUCGUUUGGCCCCGUCCCAUUUCAACGGCAGGUGGAACGUGGCUGGAGCAAUCCCUGCAUCCCCCUCCAAGGUCAAAGGUUUCUAUCCUCCCUUCACAGAUUUGCAGAUCCAUUCAGGUCAUGGUCUCGCUACAAUGUCUCACAUUGGAGUUACGGCAUCUACACCCAGAGCAGGUAGAGCGCUUCUGCCAGGAGAUCCAGAACGUGCGAAUCUCUGUUCCAUAUCUGCGAGUCUGUGGAACCUUACCCAUCAUCAAGAACACUCUCAAGCAAUGCUCUCGGCUCGAGGCCCUCCAUGUCUCAAGUGUGGUCCGCUCGGAUACUUUUAACAACGUCAUGGCAGAGGUCGAAUCCCCGGAGGAAAUCCAACGCUUGGCCAUCGUCCUAGCUGUCGAUCUCCAUACCACUGUGGUUCGGGUUCCAUCCCUUUCCAGUGAUCUUAUUAGUAACAUCACGCAUAAGUUCGAGAAUCUGACCGAGCUUAUUCUCCAUGAAGCCACCUUGGAUUACGAGCCAUUUGCUUUCAUUCACCCAACCGGAGAGGUCCUUCGUCUAGCAUUUUUGAUUGCCUUCGUCCGGGCUAUUGGAGAGCUACAGAGUCUAAGAAACCUCAAACGGUUGGCCAUAACCAUAUGGAGAAAGGUAGUUCGAAGCCUUUAUCCCACAGUCCCACUUGAUAGAAUGAACCGAAAGAACCACAAGUUCUACAAAUCGUGUAUCUCUACCAUUGGAAGCGAGAUGCCCUGGCUCGAUCAGAUAGCUAUUCUCACCGAGUUUCCCAUUUAUUGGGAUGGCCAUCGCAGAGAUGCAGAUGACAUACAGGUCAGACGAAAGAGUCUCCAUGAUAAUCAUGACUCCUUUCCAGCGACGGUGACUAAGGGAUAUUGA
Messenger RNA from Clonostachys solani, 1041 nucleotides. The record is from the annotation of a GenBank genome assembly. Lineage: Eukaryota; Fungi; Ascomycota; Sordariomycetes; Hypocreales; Bionectriaceae.